ACUUCACUCGAGGAAGUGGGUAGGAGAGGCAACACAAGCGACAGAAAAGAGUUUGUUGUUUAUUCCCCGCGCAGAGAGGAUAAAACAGCCCCGCAGCCUUUUCAAAAUGUCGGGAUUUGAUAACAACCCGUUCGCAGCGCCUGACAGCGACAACCCUUUCAAUGAUCCUUCUGUCACACAAAUGACCAACCCCAGUAUAGAACCAGUUGACCAGUACAGCCCCUUCCCUGCCCAGUCCACAGAAGGCUUAGCUACUCAUACGACUCCAGCCUCCACCUCUCCCUACCAGCCUGCUGUGUUACAGCCAUCUACAGAGCCCAGUCCACAGGCGACUGCUGCUGCAGCUCAGGCCAACCUGCUGAGGCAGCAGGAGGAGCUGGAGAGAAAAGCUGCUGAGCUGGACCGCAGAGAGCAUGAGCUCCAGAGCAGAGGCCCGACAGGUAAAGAGAACAACUGGCCUCCACUUCCCAAAAGCUUCCCCAUCAAACCGUGUUUCUAUCAGGACUUCUCAGAGGAAAUCCCCCCAGAGUAUCAGAGAGUGUGCAAGAUGAUGUAUUAUCUCUGGAUGUUAAACUGUGUGACUCUAUUCCUCAACCUGCUGGCUUCUCUGGCUUACUUCACCACUGGUGCUAACCAUGGUGUGGAUUUUGGCCUCUCUAUCCUCUGGCUCAUCCUCUUCAGUCCCUGCUCCUUCCUCUGCUGGUACCGGCCCGUGUACAAGGCCUUCAAGACUGACAGCUCCUUCAGCUUCUUCUUCUUCUUCUUUGUGUUUUUCUGCCAAGUGGUUAUCUUCAUUAUCCAGGCUGUAGGUAUCCCCGGCUGGGGGAACAGUGGUUGGAUCGCUGCCUUCACUGCCAUCGGUGCGUACAAGGCGGUGGGAGCCAUCAUGAUCAUCGUGGCCAUCCUCUUCACCAUGUGCGCCGUGCUGUCCGUCAUCCUGCUCAAGAUGGUCCACAGCCUGUACCGCCGGACCGGAGCCAGUUUCCAGAAGGCCCAGCAGGAGUUCUCACAGGGCGUCUUCACCAAUAAAACCUUCCAGACAGCCGCCGCUGGUGCAGCUUCUUCCGCUGCCCAGGGAGCCUUCCAGGCAAACAACUAAUGUUAGACUGAGCUAAGAUGAGCUCCAUUUAACAGGUCAAGGUCUAUAUGUUAUCAGGUCUAGAUGACUCAUUGAGGACAUUUAGGUUCACUGAAAUUUGGUUGGCACCAAAGUAACAGUGAUUCUUCCUGGGAGUUAUUGGUACUCUUGGAGCAGCUCCUGCCUUUUGGAGCCAGUAGCUGCAAAAUUAUAAUCUAACCUUAUAAUGUAUAGACCUUGAGCUAGGUGAGGCUACAUUAUUAGCCUCCCUUCUUUCACCCUCACCCUCAAUGGACAACAUGUAAUUCCCCAGGUUAACUUUGCUUUUCACAUUCAGCGUGUCUCCUGCAGAGCGACUCGGUCCGGCUCUGUUUGGGUGUAAAAGGCAGUAGGGGGGGGGGAAGUCACACAUUAAGUGCAUUUGGAGGUGGAAAGCAUGAAUGAAGUUGACUGAUUGCUAUUUCAGUGUGUCUUGGCUUUGUAUAUUUUGUGUGCACUUUUUGACAAUGCUCUUCAGCGUAAUGUGUGACUGUGUAAGCGUGUGCCUGAGUGUGUGGGUGCUGGUCACAUAUAUUCAUGUGGCUGCAGUAUGCUUGUGUGUGUUUUUUUUUUCCACACUGAUGGUGGAUACUGAUCAUGUAAUAUAAAUAAGAUGAAGUGUUUCUGUUUCCCUCAUUUAUUCGGCUUUUUUUUCUCUCCUGAAAAACAUUUCUCUUUGUUGUUGGACCCAGUUUGGAAAACUUUUGUUUUGUAUGCUGCAAAUUUCCUUCUAACGAGGAAGAAAACGGAUCCGUCAUGUAGUUAAUUGGUUUUGAAUGGAUAUUACUCUUACUGUAAAUAUUAAUUUAAAUCUGGCAUCAUUUACUUAAUGAGAAAGAAUACCAAGAAUAGACUGGCAGCCUCCCCCGUCACUUUCAGAUUGUAAGACUGCUGUCGACUUGACUUCUCUCUGGAACCAAAACUUUGUAAAACCACUGUGGUAUCAUUGGUGGAAGUGUUUUAUAGUGAGUCUUGGUAUCACAUGAUGGUUAAUGCUGUGUUAUGCCUCACUUAAUUUCAUGAUUGCAAACAUCUAAUCUAAUUCCUUCUUUAAUUUAGAAUACAGACAAAAUAUAAUUUUUGCUUCUCUUUAGGUCAAAUUUUCUUGCUAAAGCAAUAAACUGAUGUUUUUUUUUUUUUUGCUUUAUUUUAAUGGUUUGUGCAGCUUCAGCUACAUCUUUGAACACAGCCUUGCUCUAGAGCCGUUUCUAAGGAAACCAAAGUAAUACUGAGUUUAAAAUGUAAAUUUUUUGCCAGUAAAAUGAAUACAUUUACACCAAGUAGACUGAACCCAGUUCAUACUGUUUACUUAAAUGGGCUGAGUGGAUCCCAUCUGAGACCUUCCUCUGUUGUUGUCACCACUAACUGUAAAUGCAGGAGGAAGGCCGAGUUAUUUUUUCAUGUACUCAUGCAGCAGCAUGUUCAGUCGGGGGGGGGAUCAUUUAAAGUAAUCAGAAAAUAGGUUUUCUCCUGAAGUGUGAUGGUCACAGGUAUGAGAGGAGAAGCAGGACUUGAAUGCCAGAUUUUCCCUGAUGUGUAUCUGAUUUGUAAUUUUUACCAGACCAGUGUGAAUUUGCCAUAAAAGUUCCCUUCCUAAGAACAGACCCAGUGCCUCAACAUCACCAGUACACAGCUGAGGUAUUGCAUUUUCACUUCCUCUGAUCAUUACACUUAACAAAACAAUUCCAAUUCUCAAAAGUCUUCCUUAUACCUCUGUAAGAUACCACCAAGCUCUAAAUUAUUUGUGUACUGAUGUAUAUUUUCUAUGUGAUUUUUUUUUUUUUUUUUUUUUUUAAAACAUGCACACGUGUGUUUUACUUGAUGUACUGUUUUAAAACAUCGGCUUGGAUGUGAUCAUAUGUCAGCGUUCCUGAAGGACAAUCGCAAACGCAGAUCAUUUGUGUGAUGUUCUUGCAGCAGAUAAGGGUCUAAUUUAACAUCCAUCAUAUAAUACAGGAUUUGUAUUAAUUCACACAUCUCUGUGUGCAUUGUAUUAGGAGAACAGAAUUCAGUGCCUUUUGUAUUUCAAUAUUGAAUAUAGAAUCUAAUAAAAUGCUUUGCUUUCA
This is a messenger RNA of Seriola dumerili (greater amberjack), 3183 nucleotides long. It is a transcript of the gene scamp2, whose product is annotated as secretory carrier-associated membrane protein 2-like. The transcript has 9 exons. The coding region runs from base 107 to 1099 and encodes 330 amino acids. Gene Ontology annotation, cellular component: trans-Golgi network membrane; recycling endosome membrane. The record is from RefSeq and is a predicted model, not a curated record. Gene Ontology annotation, biological process: protein transport. NCBI's taxonomy places the organism in Eukaryota, Metazoa, Chordata, Actinopteri, Carangiformes, Carangidae.